UACACUUAAAGGCAUUUAAAAUCGGGGAAACCGCGUUAGUAUACAGUUGUGAGUUAUCAGAAGUAAUUGAGAAGUGAGCUCGCUUUAGCUAUAAAUAUGGAAACAGUUAAUAGAAGUGUUGAAAAUUUACCUAAAUCUAUUGACAAUAUUAAGCAGAAUGGAGUUGUCUUUAAAAACACUGAUUGGACUAACAUGAUUUUCGAAAAAUUUCUACAAAAUGGAUCAAGAGAUUAUACGAUUCAAGAUGUCGCAAUAAUAAAUAAGCGCCUGGCAUGUACGAAAGGACAAAAUUUUUUGAGUCAAGUUUGGAGGUUUUCAUUGCGAUACACAUGUAUCGAAAAAAAUAAUCCAUUCAAAAGAAUUAAAAAAAUAGUACACUUAAUACUAAAAGAAGAACCAUUAGCGGGAUUCAGUUUAGAUUAUAUUCGCGAGAACGGUAUAUUCAAUGUCGAAUUGAUGGUAUUUACAAAUAUAUUACCUUCUAUGGAGCGGCUUGCUGGUCGACAAUUUGCGCCACGUUUUUUUUGUGGAUCAACCCAGCCUCCGACGAUUAUUCUUGAAGAUUUAAAGCCUCUUGGCUUCAAAAAUAAAUGCCGCCAAGCAGGAUUAUCACAAGCGCACAUGCUAAAAGCUAUUGAAGCUAUUGCACAAUUUCAUGCUGGAUCAGUCGCACUAAAUGAUCAGGAACCUGGACGUUUUUUACGUUUUAGGCCGAGUUCAUCAUCCGAAGAAACACAUGCUCAUAUGUACGAUUGGUUGGAUUUUAUCAUUGAUCAAAUAGCUGAUAAAAUCCGUAAAUGGUCUGAACCUUGGGCAAUUCGUGCCUCAGAUAAAUUAAAAAAAUUACGUAGAGUUACACAACAUGAAAAACUUUUGAAAGUGUCUGAGUAUGACAAUGAUGAAUUUUGCGUAUUAAAUCAUGGGGAUUGUUGGAUUGGUAAUUUCAUGUUUCGUGAAAAUGAUAAUACUAUACCACUUGAAGUACGAAUGUUGGAUUAUCAAAUGUCAAUUUGGACAUCACCAGCAGUUGAUUUACAUUAUUUUAUCAACACAUGUCCUGAGGUUAAUCUUAAAGUCGAUUAUGAUGAUUAUUUUAUUAAAAAAUACGUCGAAAUAUUGUCAAAGUCAAUGAAAAGCUACGGCUGUAUUACAGCACCGCCAACACUUCAAGAUAUUAAAAGUUCGAUGUACAAAAGACGCAUUUAUGGACUUAUGUCUGGUUUAAUAUUUUAUCCGCGAAUGAUUGCUGACGUUUCGGAUAUAGAAGCGAUAGAUGAGUGUUUCAAAAGUGGUACAACUAAAAUGAACAUAUUUAAAAAUCCACGAGCUGUCAGAGCGUUGAAAAAAAUGAUUCCUGCGAUGUUAGAAAAAGGUUAUUUAGAUUAAUUAUUAGAUAUUACUAGAAAUUAAGUAGCCAAUUGAUUAUUAGUUAUUUUUUGUUUUAUUUUUUAACGUGUGUUUAUUAGAUUUGAAUUGAUAUUAAAAUUUGAAAAUUUUUAAUAUUUUUUUAACGUCAGUAGACUUUCAAAAGUCAGAUAAAAAGUAAUAUGUGUAGUAAACCCUUGCGUAACUGUGGCAAAUUUCUGAAAGGAUCUACUUUCAAGUGCUACACAGUACGGUGGUUGGUACAGUAGCAUUUUUGAACCUCCUACUGUAAAUUUACAAACACAGCGAGAAACGCAUUGAAUUGUUGAGAAAAAAAAAAGAAAAAAAAAUGUUGAUUUAUAAUAGGGCAGUAAAGCAGUAGGUAAAAUCCUGUGGAGUUGGUCUUGCUAACCUACAUCGUGAACAGAGAAAUUGUUGUGGCAAGCCUCGAUGGGUGGUUUCUGGGUUCUGAUGGAA
Molecule: messenger RNA, 1842 nt
Organism: Microplitis demolitor
Lineage: Eukaryota; Metazoa; Arthropoda; Insecta; Hymenoptera; Braconidae
Exons: 4
Coding region: 97-1386 (429 amino acids)
Source: RefSeq, marked provisional